AUGAAUAUUUUACAUUUUUAUCUGCUAGGAGUUGUUUUACAUGUAUCCAGUCAUAGAUUUGUUUACAACAGAACACAUAUAUUCAUAUCUUUUGUAAAUGAUUCUUAUAAUACAUCUGAGAAUUUAGAUGAGGAACAAUUUUUUAAACAUUUUAAUGCGUCGUUUCUAAAUUUUUUGCCAAAAGACCAGAAUACAAACUUUUCAUUAGAUGCUGGACUAAAAAUCAAGACAGAAAAUAGAACGAUUAAUUUACAUUCGAAUGAAACGGAUUUUAAUACUGAAAAAAUGAAUUUUCCUAAAGACACAUGGCCUCAAUUGAAUUUUUCCAGUUUUCCGUUCAUGAUGAACGAAUCUGAUGAUCAACAACAUGAGAGAAGUGUUGAAUUUAAAAGUCAACAGUUGGAAACAAAACUCAAAGAAGUAGCUAAUAUGAGUGAUCACAUCGAAAAAUCUCUUUUUGAAUCAAAUAUAACGACUAGCUGGUUAUUUAUAUAG
This is a messenger RNA of Schistosoma curassoni, 495 nucleotides long. The record is from the annotation of a GenBank genome assembly. Lineage: Eukaryota; Metazoa; Platyhelminthes; Trematoda; Strigeidida; Schistosomatidae.